AUGAAUUGUCUCUCUUUUUAUGUUAAUGGUAAAGAAAUUAUUGAUGGUAAUAUUGAACCCGAAUGGACUCUUCUUUGGUAUCUAAGAAAUAAAUUAAGAUUAACCGGUUCGAAAUUAGGUUGUGGAGAAGGUGGUUGUGGAGCUUGUACAGUUCUCAUUUCGAGAUAUAUUGGGGGAGAAUCUGAUGAAAUUGAACAUCGUACGAUAAAUGCCUGUUUGGCACCGUUGUGUUCUGUUGAUGGAUGUCAUGUAAUCACUGUUGAAGGAUUAGGUUCAGCUGACAAAUCAAAUCUUCAUAAAGCUCAAACUCGUCUUGCUGAAUUAUCUGGUUCACAAUGUGGAUUUUGUACACCAGGCAUGGUCAUGUCUCUUUAUGGUACUCUUACAUCAAAAAAUGAUUUAUUACCAACAAUGCAAGAUAUUGAAGAAGCUUUUGAUGGAAAUCUUUGUCGAUGUACCGGAUAUCGUCCAAUUCUUGAUGCUGCAAAAACAUUUGCAAGUGAUAUAGAUAAAAUUCAUUAUGAAAAAUCGUCAUCAUCAACAACAUCAACUACAAUGGAUAAAUGUUUGUCAUAUGUUCAAAAAAAUUCAUUAAAAAUUGAUCAAGUCGAAUUUCCUUCAAAACUUCGAAAUUAUAUUCCUCAAUCAAUUCAUAUUAAAGGUUCUUCGAUUGAUUGGUAUCGUCCAAUAUCACUUAAUGAAUUACUUCAUCUUCGUCAUACAUAUCCAGGUGAUCAAUCAAAACUUGUUUUUGGUAAUACAACAGUACAAAUAGAAAGAAAAUUUCAACAAAUAAAUUAUCCUCGUCUUAUUGCAAUUACACAUAUUAAAGAAUUACAAGAAAUAAAACGAACUAAAGAUUCCAUAUAUCUUGGAGCUGGUGUAACAUUUACACGUUUAAAAGCCAAGUUAAUUGAAUUGAAUGAUAAUAAUAAUAAUGGUUUCUGUCAAGCUUUACUUGAUCAAUUGAAACAUUUUGCAUCAACACAAAUACGAAAUGUUGCUUCACUUGGUGGAAAUAUAAUUGCUGCUUCUCCUAUUUCUGAUAUCAAUCCAGUAUUAGUAGCUGCAGAUGCAACACUUGAAUUGCAUCGUGCUGAUAAUACUAAAGUACGACACAUUUCAUUAUGCGAUUUUUUUCUUGGUGAUCGUCGUGUAUCAAUGGCAGAUUAUGAAAUUCUUGUUGGUAUUCAUAUUCCUCUUGUAAAAUCAUCAAAUAAAUAUUUUCUUCGAUCAUAUAAACAAGCUAGUCGUCGAGAUGAUUCAAAAGGAAUUGUUAGUGCUGGAUUUAAAGUUCAACUUGAACAGUCGAAUUUAGUCAAUGAUCAAUGGAAAAUUGUUUCAGCUUGUUUUUCAUUUGGUGGAAUGGCAUCAAAAACAAUUCAAGCAAUAAAUACUCAACAACAAUUAAUUGGAUUAUCUUGGACAAAAGAAACAAUUAAUAAAACAUGUGAAUUACUUCUUAAAGAAAUGCCACUUGAUGAAUUAAGUCUAGGUGGUCAACUUGAAUACAGACGAACAUUAGUUCAAUCAUUUCUUUUCAAAUUUUAUUCAUAUGUAUGUAAUGAAUUACAUCAACCAUUAAUCGAUUCAAGUAUUCUUUCUUAUCAUCGACCAAUAUCUCAUGGACAACAAACAAUACCUGAACAACCUCAAUCACAGAAAUUUGUUGGUAGUUCAUUACCACAUCGAUCAGCUUAUUUACAUACUACUGGAGAGGCUAUAUAUGUUGAUGACAUGUCAUUUUUAUUCAAUACACUUCAUGCUGCACUUGUACUUAGUACAAAACCAAAUGCUCGAAUUAAACAUAUCGAUAUUGAUGAUGCUUCCAAAGUGCCUGGUUUUGUAUCAUUUGUCAAUUAUCUCGAUGUACCUGGUUCGAAUAAGACAAAUGGUAUAUUAUCCGAUGAAGAAGUAUUUGUGUCAUCAGUUGCACUUUGUAUUGGUGCAAUAAUUGGUGUUGUUGUUUGUGAAACAGAACAUGCAGCUCAAAUAGCUUCAAAUCUUAUUAAAAUUGAUUAUGAAUUAUUAUCUCCAACAAUUUUAACAAUUGAAGAUGCUAUUAAUCAUCAAUCUUAUUUUGGUGAUGAAAUAUGUCUUCAAAAAGGUGAUGUUGAAAAAUCUUUUGUUGAUGCUGAACAUACAUUAGAAGAUACAAUUUAUAUCGGUGGUCAAGAACAUUUUUAUAUGGAAACACAUUCUUGUAUUGUUAUACCAUCACAUGACGAUAAAGAAAUAACAUUGUAUUUGGGAACUCAAAGUGCUAGUGCCAUACAAGAAUUAACCGCAUUAGUUCUCGGUCGAGAUGUUAGUCAUAUAACGUGUCAUGUAAAACGAGUUGGUGGAGCAUUUGGUGGUAAGGAAUCAAGAUCUUUUCCUUAUUGUCUUGCUAUUGCAGUAGCUGCUGUUAAAAUCAAUCGUCCUGUUCGUCUUAAUCUUGAACGUCACGUUGAUAUAUCUAUAACUGGACAUCGACAUCCAUAUAAAAUAAAAUAUAAAGUAGCGUUUACUAAUGAAGGUCAUUUUUUGGGACUUGAUAUUCAAAUGUGGAAUAAUGGUGGUUGUACAUUGGAUGCAUCAAGAGCUGUAAUGGAACUCUCUAUGCUUCAUGUAGGUAAUACUUAUCAAUUUCCUAAUAUUAAAAUUCGUGGUCGUGUUUGUAAAACACAUAUACCAUCAAAUACUGCUUUUCGUGGUUUCGGUGGGCCACAAGCAAUGUUAGCUUGUGAAACAGUUGUUGAACAUGUUGCUGCAUAUCUUAAACGUGAUUCAUUUACUAUUCGUCGUCUUAAUCUAUUUAAAGAAGGCGAUACAACUCAUUAUGGACAAAUUUUAGAAUUAUGGAAUGUUCCUCGAAUUUUAGAUGAACUUAGUAAAUCAAGUGAUUUUAUUCAAAGACAAACGAAUGUUGAUGAAUUUAAUCAUCAAAAUACUUAUCGAAAACGUGGUAUAUCGUUGAUACCGGUUAAAUUUGGUAUUGGAGGUUUAUUUAAAUGUUUUAACCAAGCAGGAGCCCUUGUUCAUAUUUACACAGAUGGGUCCGUGAUAGUCACUCAUGGAGGUGUGGAAGUAGGUCAAGGUCUUCAUACAAAAAUGAUAUCAAUAGCUGCUGAAGUAUUAGGUUGUAGUAUUGAUAAGAUACGAAUUAGUGAAACAGCAACAGAUAAGGUACCUAAUAUGAGUGCAACAGGUGGAUCGGUUUCGUCGGAUCUUAAUGGAAUGGCUGUAAAACAUGCUUGUGAACAACUUCGUCAACGAUUAGAUACACUCAUUGUUGAUAAUAAUGUCAAUAUUUCAUGGGAGGAUCUUGUAAAACAAGCUUAUUUGACUCGUCUUGAUCUAUGUGCACGUGGAUUUUAUGCAACACCAAAUAUCUUUGAUUAUGAUUUUACUAAAAAUCAAGCUGCUUACAAUUAUUUUACACAAGGUGCAGCAGUAACUGAAGUUGAAUUAGAUGUAUUAACAGGAGAUUGGCAUCUUUUACGUGUUGAUAUUCUUAUGGAUGUUGGUUCAUCACUCAAUCCUCAAAUUGAUGUUGGUCAAAUUGAAGGUAGUUUUAUGCAAGGAAUUGGUUUAUAUACUAUGGAGGAACUCAUCUGGGGUGAUCAUACACAGAAUAAAUGGAUUCAACCAGGACAGUUAUACACUUGUGGAGUUGAUACUUAUAAGAUUCCAUCGUUUAACGAUGUUCCAAUCGAUUUUCGUGUUUCACUUCUAUCGGAUUCAUUGAAUCCACGAGCUAUUUAUUCAUCAAAAGGUAUUGGUGAACCACCAUUGCUACUUGGUAGUUCGGCUUUCUUUGCCUUAAAACAAGCAUGCAUGGCCUAUCGAGAACAACAAGGCUUAUCAGACUAUUUUACACUUCAUUCUCCGGCAACUGUCGAGCGACUUCGUAUGGCUUGUACCGAUGAAUUUACUCGUCGUGUAUGUCCUGAUGAAUAUGAAACAUUACCACCGAGAGGCUCUUAUUGA
Molecule: messenger RNA, 3972 nt
Organism: Rotaria sordida
Lineage: Eukaryota; Metazoa; Rotifera; Eurotatoria; Philodinida; Philodinidae
Source: the annotation of a GenBank genome assembly